AUGGGAGGGUCCUGGCUUACAGGAUGGAGGCACGUCGUUUUGUGUGGUUGGCGGUGGAGUUACGCUGGGUCCGUGACCAGGACUGGAGAGGGCGUAGAGCCUUUUCUUAGGCUGUGGAGCAGGGGAACAGGCAGUGCUGAAAGGGGGCUGAGGCGGCUCGGGACGUGGGGGCGCCGGAGGAUGACCCAGGACUUUACUUCGCAGCCGCCAAGGCGGACGAAGAGAACUAACCCUUUCACUCGGGCGCAGGAGGAGGAUUGGCGGCGGCGAAACAAGACUGUCCUGACGUACGUGACUGCGGCCGCCGUGGGCAUGCUGGGGGCGUCCUACGCAGCUGUGCCCCUUUAUCGACUUUAUUGCCAGACUACUGGACUUGGAGGAUCAGCAGUAGCAGGCCAUGCAUCAGACCAGAUUGAAACCAUGGUGCCUGUUAAGGAUCGCAUCAUUAAAGUUACCUUUAAUGCAGAUGUGCAUGCAAGUCUCCAGUGGAACUUUAGACCUCAGCAAACUGAAAUAUAUGUAGUGCCAGGAGAGACUGCGCUGGCUUUUUAUAAAGCUAAGAAUCCUACUGAUAAACCAGUAAUCGGAAUUUCUACCUACAAUGUUGUGCCAUUUGAAGCUGGACAGUAUUUCAAUAAAAUACAGUGCUUCUGUUUUGAAGAACAAAGACUUAAUCCACAAGAGGAAGUAGAUAUGCCAGUAUUUUUCUACAUUGAUCCCGAAUUUGCUGAAGAUCCAAGAAUGUUGAAUGUUGAUCUUAUUACUCUUUCUUAUACUUUUUUUGAAGCUAAAGAAGGCCACAAGUUGCCAGUUCCAGGCUAUAACUGA
This is a messenger RNA of Orycteropus afer afer, 828 nucleotides long. RefSeq names its product cytochrome c oxidase assembly protein COX11, mitochondrial. The record is from RefSeq and is a predicted model, not a curated record. The transcript is spliced from 4 exons. Bases 1 to 828 code for a protein of 275 amino acids. Gene Ontology annotation, cellular component: mitochondrial inner membrane. Lineage: Eukaryota; Metazoa; Chordata; Mammalia; Tubulidentata; Orycteropodidae. Gene Ontology annotation, molecular function: copper ion binding.